This is a messenger RNA of Leguminivora glycinivorella, 1999 nucleotides long. Its product is annotated as zinc finger protein OZF-like. Bases 1 to 1077 code for a protein of 358 amino acids. The transcript is spliced from 2 exons. Lineage: Eukaryota; Metazoa; Arthropoda; Insecta; Lepidoptera; Tortricidae. The record is from RefSeq and is a predicted model, not a curated record.
AUGACAUGCAGGUCACCGAGCAUCCCGAGCCCUAUUCCACCGCGAAGCCCUACCGCGCUACCGAUCUGGUCGCCAUUACUGGCGUUGCAAGCGUGCCGCUUACGCAGGUACCUUAGCGAUGACUGCAUGACUUACCAAAACAGGCACCUCCUGCACUCGGAGCGACGCCGGUGCGGGGUCUGCCUCGCCUCCUUCCCCUCCACCUGGCUGCUGGAGCGCCACGCCGCCCUGCAACACGCCUCGCAGACCUCAUGCGACGACAAACCAUUCGUCUGCGAACAAUGUGGACAGAGCUACAGAUACAGGUCCGCUUAUGUCAAACACAGAGAGCAAAAUCACCGAGCCAGGCUGCCGGCUGACAAACUCUUCACCUGUGACGUCUGCGGAAUGCAGUUCCGCUACCUCAAGUCGUUCAAAAAACAUCGCCUGAACCAUACUUUAGAGCGACUUCACACAAAGAACACCGACCAGAGUGACAGUAUGGAUCAGGUUUCUAGCACAAACGAGGCUCUGUUAGGGCGCUGUGGCGAAAUGGACCUAUCCAUUAAAAAGAAAAACAGACCCGAGAGCACCAGAAGCCCCCCGAUAGAAGUUCACGACGAACAAGACAAAACUCUAGUGCCGAAAGUGAAAGCAAACGGGACGACACUCCCUCGGGGGAGAGAAGGCGCGUUCCCGUCUCAUUUGCCAGCGUUAGCUCAAUCGCAGACAGUUCAGAAAGCGAGUCUCGAGCUGAUAGCAAACACGACAGCGCCAGUCCACAUUCGGGGAUUAUGGGAUUCUUGCAAAAUGACGACAGGGCACGCGAUAGAGAGAGGAGGAUUUGCAUGCCCAUUUUGCGGGAAAUGCGUUAGGUCCAAAGAGAAUUUAAAGUUGCACGUGAGGAAGCACACAGGGGAGCGUCCGUUCGUGUGCUUGUUUUGCGGACGAGCGUUCGGGGGCAAGAGCGACCUGACGCGGCACCUGCGCAUCCACACAGGCGAGCGGCCGUACCACUGCGAAGCGUGCGGCAAAUGCUUCGCACGCGCCGACUACCUGUCCAAGCACCUCACCACACACGUGCACAACGCACGCUGAUGCGCCGCGCCCGCGCCCGCGCCCGACGCCCCUGCUCCGACCGCGCCGUCCUCCGUUCAAUAUUCGCAUACCUCUAUAUUUAUUGACCGAGUCAUAUUAUAACAUUAAAUCGGAAUAUUUUUUAAAACAUUUUUAAACUUUACAAGACGAUAUUAAGCAGGUUUUAUUAAAUAGCUCACAGGACUGUUUUUAUUUUAGAGUUGUUUAUGGAUAAGUAGUUAAUUGAGUAAUUUUUGAUAAUUAUCUAAGAGGAUACACUUUCGAAUGCUAGAGAUGACAAGAAGUGGUUGCAGAGUAAUAUGCCGUUGAUCGUUUGUAAGCUUUACAGACUUUAUAGACUCACGAUAUAAAUCGUUUGCAUGUCAGUGUCAGGAUGAUAGACCUGGUGCCGUAGCCGAAUGGCAUUUCUGCGACGCGAAACGAAAACGAAACGCCGCGAAAGGUAGUCUGGCUCUGUCGCGCCAAUACGCAAGAGCGAUAGAGAUAGAUAUCUCGUUGGCACAAACGCUCACGAAACGAGCGUCUCGUUUCGUGAACGUUUGUGCCAUUCGGCUACGUAGUACCUUGAUUUUAAUAUUUGUGUGUUUUUUAAUAUUUCUUCCUUUAAGUUUCUUCCACGCAGAAACCCACAUCUACGACAUUAUUUAAAAGGAUUGGUGUUUGACUCUUAAUUGUUUUUUUUUUUCUCGCUUUUCAUUUAGUUGUGUUGUAAUUCAUACUUGGAAAGUGCAACGGUAUCAAUAGGUACUCAGUUUCGAAUAAGAAUACUUUAAUGAAUGAAGAGCGAAGUUCACCGUCCUAUAUAUCUGAUUCUUACGACGGAAAAGGAUAACCAUAAAUAUUUUAUAAAAUUACCUUCUUUUACUUACUUAGGUUUAGUAUAAUUUCACAAGUCAACCAGUUAGGGUGUAAGGGUAAUUUU